UGAGCAGGGAGUCGAGGGUGACGGUCGGCAUGGGGAAGAUACGGUGGGGGGAGCUUGAGGACGACGCGGGGGAUCUGGACUUCCUCCCUCAGCCGCUGGUGGUCGUAGGGCCCGACGAGAAUGGAGCGAAGAAAGUGAUCGAGUACCGGUUCGACGACGAGGGCAACAAGGUGCGCGUCACGACCACCACCCGCGUCCGCAAGCUCACCGGCGCCCGACUCAGCAAGCGCGCCAUCGAGCGCCGGUCCUGGCCCAAGUUUGGCGACGCCGAAUACGAGGACGCCGGCGCUCGCUUCACCAUGGUCUCCACCGAGGAGAUCCUCCUCGAGCGCCCCCGAGUCGCUGUUAUAUCUUGCUACCGCAUAAUAUCCAUCAAUCCCAAAUGUUUAAUAGGCAGCAAAGCAGAGGAGCCAAAGGUAGCUGAGGAUCCAUUGGCUGCUGUGAGCAAAGCAGGCGCUGUCCUCAUGGUCUGCCGGACUUGUGGUAAGAAGGGUGAUCACUGGACAGCGAAGUGUCCUUACAAGGAUCUCACUCCACCAACAGAGAACUUAAUCGACAACCCCCCAGGUGCCGAAACUGCAGCUUCACAAUCCGGCACCGGAAAGAGUACCUACGUGCCACCUAGUAUGAGAGCAGGUGCAGUGAGGAGUGGGACUGAGAUGAAGCACCGCAACGACGAGAACUCUGUCCGCAUCACCAACCUAUCAGAGGACACCCGAGAGCCUGACCUGUUGGAGCUUGUUGAUGCUUUUGGCCCCAUUGCUCGUAUCUAUGUCGCUAUGGAUCAGAAGACUGGAGUCAGUCGUGGCUUUGGUUUCGUCAACUUCUUCAACAGGGAAGAUGCAGAGAGAGCUAUCAACAAGCUUAAUGGCUAUGGCUACGACAACCUUAUCCUUCGUGUUGAAUGGGAUACUCCAAGGCCCAACUGAGUUUGUGCUAUCUGCAAGUAAUGUUGUAUGGUUCAGAUGGGAAGCCGUUUUCAUUCUCAUCCCUUUUAAUCUUGAUUUUAUUGCUUAAUUUUUUUUACUGGAAUUCACACAACUUCUAAGGUGAUGAUAAUAAACACAAUUUACAUUGGAUUGGAUAAUGCUUGCGGUUA
This is a messenger RNA of Musa acuminata AAA Group (dessert banana), 1099 nucleotides long. RefSeq lists its product as uncharacterized. The coding region runs from base 30 to 929 and encodes 299 amino acids. Lineage: Eukaryota; Viridiplantae; Streptophyta; Magnoliopsida; Zingiberales; Musaceae. Gene Ontology annotation, cellular component: cytoplasm; eukaryotic translation initiation factor 3 complex. The record is from RefSeq and is a predicted model, not a curated record. Gene Ontology annotation, molecular function: translation initiation factor activity; RNA binding. The transcript is spliced from 2 exons.